AUGGACAGGGGUCCUUUGUGGUCAACUUUCUGCGCCGGCUCAGCUCCCCUCCCCUUGGAUUGCCAAGAGACAAUCCACAGAUGUCGCUCUCAGCAAGCAUCACAGCCCGUGCCCAACCAACACGAGGACCUUGUCAGCAACUCCGCGCAUUUCACGUGUGCCGAGUUGAGAGAAUCGUCUCAGGAGUUGUGCGUUGCUGCCGCGUUUCGAACUGCGGCGAAUAUGAAGCAGCUUCUCUUCGGAAGCGUGCCAGUUUUAUCCGGACUCUCAUUCCAAGUUGUCUUCGCAUAUGUUGUUGCAUUAGCCGUCUUUGUUUCCAUAUGUGGUCUGUUCAUAUUGUACGCAACCUCGUCACCGUAUCCAAGGAUGGACCGCUUGGACUCCGAGAAGUGCUACGUUGAUCCGUCGAGCGGUAAAGUUGAGGUGUUUCCUUCCAUCCAUGAAGCACCUUCCGUCGAACUGUCAGUCGUAGUUCCUGCGUACGAAGAAGAAAAACGCUUACCCAAAAUGCUGGAGUCAUGUUUGGAAUACCUUGAAACACGAACCAAAGCAGACCCGGAUCCCGAAACAAAAUUGAAGUUCACUUAUGAAGUCAUUGUCGUUGAUGAUGGCUCCGGUGACAGAACUAGUGAAGUAGCAUUUACAUUUGCCAAGAAGUAUGGGUCUGCGAAAGUACGAGUUUUAACGUUGACCAAGAAUCGUGGUAAAGGAGGCGCGGUUUACAUGGGAAUGAUGAGCUCGCGCGGAAAGUACGUCUUAUUCGCUGACGCCGACGGGGCUACGGAAUUCAGCGAAAUUGUGAAACUCGAGAAAGCGAUUCAUAAAGUAACUGUCGGUGAAUUGCAAGAACAGCAACAAUUAUCUGGUGAUCAAGAGCUGGAAAUAAGUGCGGAUGGUGUUGCCAUGCCUUUAGUUGAUGCGAUUUCUAUUGCAUGGGAGAAGCCAGCGCUCGCCGUGGGAUCCCGUGCUCAUUUAGAAAAGCAGUCUAUUGCCAAAAGAUCUUACGUCAGAACUGUUCUGAUGUAUGGAUUUCAUAUGGUGGUGUGGCUGUUCGGUGGCUGUGGAAACGUGAAAGAUACCCAGUGUGGAUUCAAAUUGUUCACGAGGCAAGCAGCCCGUCUGUGCUUCACGAAUCUGCAUGUUACGCGAUGGGCAUUUGAUGUCGAAGUGCUUCGCAUAGCGCGGCAUUUCAACAUGAAAAUUGAGGAAGUCGCUGUGAUGUGGACAGAGAUAGAAGGCUCCAAACUCGUGCCCAUUUGGAGCUGGCUUCAGAUGGGCAAGGAUUUAAUGGGCAUUUGGCUGCGAUACAAAAUCGGAGCUUGGCGGAUGUUGCCCAAAAUUGAAUAAUCGCAGAUUUUUCGAAGCUUUCCAACUCGUGCACAUUCUGUUGCUGUGUUGUGUGUUUUUGGUUGCCGAAUGGACAAUUAUUUGUGUAA
Notodromas monacha is the source of this 1436-nucleotide messenger RNA. Lineage: Eukaryota; Metazoa; Arthropoda; Ostracoda; Podocopida; Cyprididae. The record is from the annotation of a GenBank genome assembly.